AUGGCUCCGGUCCUCCGGUUCUGCUGCCUGCUGCUCCUGCUGGUCCUGCCCGCCGUCCGGGGCUCCUUUCCCCGCAGCGGGGCGGACUGCGGCCCCGGGAAGACCUCCGACUGUCCAGACCUGUCAGAGAAGAAGAGCGACCUGAGAGUGUGUGACGCCGGAACGUGUCUUGGAGGAAACUGUAGAGAGAACGGAGCCGACAUCAAGUGUGUGUGUCAGUUCCACUGCCAUAAGAAGUACGUUCCUGUGUGCGGCUCCAACGGAGACACGUAUCAGAACGAGUGUUUCCUGAGGAGGGCGGCCUGCAAGAAGCAGAGAGCCAUCACCAUCGUAUCCGAGGGACCCUGUUACCACGACGGCGGCUCAGGAUCUGGAGAUGGAGAUGACGAAGGCUCCGGUCGUGGAAAAAAGACCUCGAAAUGUGGAAACUGCAAGUUUGGAGCCGAGUGUGACGAAGACUCUGAGGACGUUCUCUGCAUGUGUAACAUCGUGUGUAACGGCCACAAUGACAACCCGGUGUGCGGCAGCGACGGCGUCACCUACGACACGCCGUGCCACGUCCGUGAGGCGUCCUGCCUCAAGCAGCUCAAGAUCGACAUCAAGCACGUGGGCCGUUGCCAAGAUAAGAGCAGGAAGGACGACGGCAUGAAAAGCAAACCAGACAUCUACGCUGUGUCCAAGCCUGGUGAGGGGGAGGGGUUUGUGGACAGCCCCGCCCCCUGUCCAGAAGACUACGCCCACUUCUGUGAACACGGUCACUGUGAGAUGAGACACAACCUGCCCACCUGCAGUUGUGAGUCUGCGUACGGCGGGCCCCAGUGCGACCAGCUGCUGGACUUCAACGUGCUCUACGUUGUACCCAGUGGUCAGAAGCUGCACUACGUCCUCAUCGCCGCCAUCAUCGGCGCCGUGCAGAUCGCCGUCAUUGUGGCCGUGGUCAUGUGCUUCACCAGGAGGUGCAACAAGACGAAGCGAGGACGCCGUCAGAAGCAGCAUCUGGGACACUUUCCGUCCGGGACGUCCUCCAGGAUGAUGUAGUUCUCACAGAUCCAGCCGGUCCUCUUUUCCUACCACAGACUGCGUUUUUUAUAUCUCCACUUUUUGGUGCCUCUUUUGUUUUCGCCCGUUUUUUCUUAGAAAUGAUUUGUGAAUUUCUGAAGGGGCCUUAUUUUUCAGAUUCACCUUCUGUCUGCUUUGUGUUCUCGGACCGUGACCCACCGGAAACACGGCGUCUUUCUGUCCUCACCCUGUGGGACGCAAACCGUCCAUCUCCAACGUAAAGGCUGUGAGAUGUCCAGGAGAUUUCUUCUUCUGGUUCGACCUCAGAUCUCUGCGGAGCAUCGAGCUGUCUGACCUCAGUGGAGCUUUUUGUCCACUUCCUGUUCUGCUCUCUUCACGUUUCUUCACCAGAAUGAAGCUUUUCUGGUGUUAAAUCUGGACGUUUCCACAGACAGAUUGAUCUUCACACAUUAAACACGUCCAGAGAUCAGUCAGAGCAGCAGGGUGGAUCUCUGAGUCUGAAGAACAUCUGAGGAACCAUCAGAGAUAAGAACCUCAAAGAUCCUCAUGGUGUCGCUGAUCCAGGAUCUGUGGUGUUGGACAGCAGACCGAUGAUGUCGGAUUCUGGAUUUGUUGGUUCCUCAGAUGUUCUUCAGACUCCGGUUAGAGAUCAAACCCACUGGAAGGAUGGAUGGUGUUUUUAGGGACCAAACUGCCGGCUCCUAGGGGGCGCUCUGCUGCACCGGGGACCACGGCGCCCCCUCCAGGAGCUCCGGCGUCGCUGCGUCUCACGGGGUUCCUGACCAACCAAAAUGCUGUUUUUUCUACUGUACAGACGUUGUGGGGUUUGUUCUGUUUGUUUGUGCUCCGAGCAGCUGCCGGUAAUUUAAACGUGUUUGUGAGUAGCGACGGUACGACGGUCCGCCAGAAGAGUAGAUGUCUGCAUGAAGCCGUGACGUGAUGUUUACUGUAGCUAGAAUUAAAGGUCCUGUUGGAACCCGA
Acanthochromis polyacanthus (spiny chromis) is the source of this 2001-nucleotide messenger RNA. It is a transcript of the gene tmeff1b, whose product is annotated as transmembrane protein with EGF-like and two follistatin-like domains 1b. The record is from RefSeq and is a predicted model, not a curated record. Lineage: Eukaryota; Metazoa; Chordata; Actinopteri; Pomacentridae. Gene Ontology annotation, molecular function: protein binding.